This is a messenger RNA of Acanthaster planci (crown-of-thorns starfish), 7986 nucleotides long. Its product is annotated as membrane progestin receptor beta-like. Gene Ontology annotation, biological process: response to steroid hormone. Gene Ontology annotation, cellular component: plasma membrane. Lineage: Eukaryota; Metazoa; Echinodermata; Asteroidea; Valvatida; Acanthasteridae. The record is from RefSeq and is a predicted model, not a curated record. Gene Ontology annotation, molecular function: steroid binding; nuclear steroid receptor activity.
CAGUUGCUCGGGACAGCAGCUUGUAGUCCUGAAGGUCUCUUCGCCUAAGUGCGAUAUUCUGACAAAAACUCAGUUAUAUCUUCAGAAGUUAUGGUAACGCUGAGACUGGAGAGUAGUGUGCAGGUAAAACUGGAACGACUUCUGUGACUUCACUUGGCCAGAAUUUGAUAGAUGACAUUGGUUUGGAAGUGGGGGAAAGAUGAAAAUCUCAAUUGGCUAUGAGAAUAACCAGCCUCCUGGUCUGCGAGCUGAGGAGGUUCCACUGCAGUUCCGUGAGCCAUACGUAGAGAUUGGAUACCGCAAGCCUUACCAACCUUUCAGCUUCUACCUGAAGAGCUUCUUUCAGAUCCACAAUGAAUCCCUCAACGUAUGGACCCAUGCUAUCGCCUGCGUGGCCAUCAUGUUCCAGGGGAUUCGGCUCUGCGCGACCUUGGACAUGGAACAUGAUCCUUAUGCCCCAAUGUUCAAGAUGCUCAUCUUUAGCUGCAUGACCUACCUGUUUCUCAGCACCUGCGCGCACCUGUUCCAAUCAAUUAAUGAGGUGGCUCAUCACACCUGUUUCUUCAUCGACUACAUGGGUGUCAGCCUGUAUGCCUUCUCUGCUGGUAUGGCCCAUAUUCACUUCUGUGCUCUGCCUUGGGUUUAUGAUGUCACUGAAAGUUUCUACCUCCCCCUUCAUUGGUUUCUCUCCUUCUUAGUUUGCUUCUGCUGCAGUUACUCCAAGUAUCGCUACAAACGACCUUACCCCUUCGCUCGCAAAGUUUGGCAGAUGUCCUCUGUGGCCGCUGGUUACAUCAUAACCAUGUUUCCUGUUGUUAUGCGCCUUCUGUUCCAGGGGCUGUCAAUUUUCCACGACUUGGCCCUCUUCUACCAGGUGCUCUCGGUGGCUUCCUUUUUAGCUGGCUCCUUUUUCUUUGCUGCCCCUUUCCCCCAGAAAUUUUCCCCUGGUAACUUUGACAUUGUAGGACAUGGUCAUCAACUGUUUCACAUAUUCAUGGCGUUGACGUCCUACAUGGAAGUGGAAGCCGUCUACCGAGACUACGUUGACAGACGAAGUAUCUACUCCAACCUUUUCACCCCCACGCCCAUGAUAGUCUAUGGCUACUUUGUUCUACUUAUGAUCGCCAAUAUGACUGUUGUCUUUGUUUUCCGUGAGAAGAUCAAGGCUCGAAUUGAACGAGAAAAAGAGGAGUGAAAGUUAGGUAAGGAUCACGAACCAAUACGUAAACUUGUACCCAAUUAAUUGAAAUAAUAUUUUUGCUGGAAUAACUAUUUUAAAUUUAAAUGUUGUAAAUGAUUAUUUCACCUGUUUCAAAUUAGGUUUAAUUGUAUCAAUGCAAAAUGCAAAAAAAUGGUUGAAUGUUGCCCAGGAUUUCGAACUUCACCUUGAUGUAUUACCAGUGUUUACAUGGGUAUACAUGUACAUACAUGUACGAGUAGCUGGCUCCGAAGUGGUUCCUUCAUGAUGAAACAUCUACUGAAGUAACACAGACAUUGUACUCUGACUGUAUUCCAUGCGUGCAUUAAAAAACAAACAAAAAGUAUGAGUUAAAAUGUGACGAGUUCUUGCAAACAUGUAUGUUGAGCUUUUUUAAUCAGUUACUCAGUUUAUAAGUAAAAAGAAACUUUCAAUAGUAAAUGAUGUGCAUGUUCUGUGCUUUUAUACAUUUUGAUUACUUUUCUACACAUAAAUUGUUUCAACGUGAUUUAAUUUUGUGUUAAACUGUUUUUGCUAGGGAUUUAAACUAUAGAUGCAAGCAGCCUUUCCAUGCAAUGCACUGCACACAAUGAUUACACCGAUAAAAAUUAUUAUACUCAGAAACAGACCUGUCGUACGUACGUUGUACAUUGUACGUCGUACGUUGUACGCUGUACGUUGUAUGUCGUACGUUGUAUGUUGUACGUCGUACAUCAACAGACUUCUGGGAUGCACAGUAUGAAGUCACAAAAUUGAAAGUCACAUGUGCCGGACUUAGAUUAAUUAAUAUCAGACUACAGCAACAAACAGCCCAUACACAAACCAACUUGUCUUUGGAUGUUUCAACUCAUGAUACCGGUAUACGGUAGCUUUCCUUAAUUUUUGAUUUUGGUCAGUUUGAACUUUGUCAGGAAAACAUGUACAUGUAUUUUGUUUCAAGUCCUACAUUAUCAUAAUCCUAAAAAGUACUGGUUUAUGAAUAAACUGGCCAGUGAAGUGUACAAUGCAUGUGUCAAAUUAAGCUUUCAACGAGUACAGAUUGUUUGGGUCCAUACAGCAUCCAAUGUACAUGUGAAUGUAGCAAAGUCUGUGAAUGAUACAUGCGAUGUUUGUGUUCAUGCUGGUUGGAAUAUGCUGUGUGAUAUGAUUUUAUAAUGAGAGUACCAGUAUAUAUUCCAUUUUCAGCAUUGUUCCAAUAAUCCAUUUGAAUCUCUUGAAAACUCUAAGUAGUCUCACAAAGAACUGUAUGCACUGUACAGCUGUAUGGAGUUUAGAACGCUCACUGACCUGUAACAUGUACAGAAUUUAUCACACCUGAUGUGUGAAUGGAUGUAAAUUUGCUUUUAUGGACCUAAAACGAGAUUUGCCUAGUGUUAACUGUCCAAAGGUGAUAUUAUUUUAAACAGAUAGAGUUGUUACGAUUUUGGAAAAUUCCAAAGUAGACUGUCUGGGAGUUGACAAAAAAUUAAAUGUGAAAAUGUACGCAAGUACACCAAACCAUUAACCAUUUGGGCAAAAAAGCCGUGAACUGUCCAGUUGAAACCACACUUUGACUGCAGCAAAUUUUUUUCAGAUUCAGACUUUCUGUCAUGUUUACCAGCAUGAUUUUUGUCAUGCACAGCAACUACCCAUACAAUCUCUUGUACAGUAACUGUGUUCCUCUUGUACCCCCAACCUGCCAUUACCUAACCGUACUCUGUCUAGGCAGGAGACUGCUAUUGUUAUGUCGGCCUUGUCAUGCCUGAAUGAAUGCACGUACCCUCCAAUCAAUUUGGGGGGGGGGGUUGGGAGCCAGUUGGACACAUGCCUUUUUGUCUGUAUUCACUUCUUUCCAUCUUUUUUUCAAUUAGCAGGAAUACACAGUAAUAAUAGUGUGAUGAUUUCAGGAAAUGAUAUUCACGGUUGUUUGCUGACUUUGGUGGCUUUUGUAAUUGUGCACUGAUAAAGGCAGUUUGUUUCCUACUAUGUACUUUGGAAGGUUUGUGUAGUAAAUAAAAGGUAGGGGUGCUAGGGAGACAUUUUUCUUUGCCCUCAUAAAUUCUUUUUAUCUGUAGAAUUGAAUUUUUGUUCAUGGAAAAACUGAAUUUUCUAAAAGUCAAUCAGAAAAAAGAAUUAAGAUUCACAAAUAUUUGUUGUUUUCUUUUUUUGCACUGUAGCUGUAGUUCAUAUUUUAGUUGUGCCAACUGAAAGGCAAAAAUCCUUAUUUGGGCAAAAAUUGAGGGAAUUAGUUGUCAUUUUGAUAUUAUCAUGGCUUGUGAGUUGAGCUGUGUUGAGGUGAUAAAUCUACAUGUAAUUACAUAUUCUCUGAGGUGCAAACAUCACCAGGCUUUCUUGUGCAGGUGUUGUCUUGGACAAAUAUCUCUUGUUGUUCUGUCAUGUAGAUGCAGUCUCAAUGUAUGUAACACCCAAACAAAAACAUUGUUACAUGUUGAACUCUACUAAAUGUCUGUUCUUGUGCAACAUUAAUUGAAAACUGUUUUUUUCUGUUUCUUUUUGGCAAACAAAUCCAAAAGGUUUGCUACCUUGUAAGUAAAGUUUUACUAUUUAUGAAAUCCAUUGUCAGGUGCAGAAAAAAAAUCUGAAAUUGCUGAUCAGUGCAAGAUUCAAACCAUCUUUUGUUUUUCAUGGAACUCGUAGACCACCAAAUUCAUUUGCCUGAAAGACAGCAAUGAAUCUUGUUACCAUACUGCAUGUUAAUUCCAGACCAGCAUGAGACAGGGAAAAGAGUUCCUCGUGAAUUUUAAUUUUCUAUUCUCAUUUUCCCAGAGGUCUUUUCACAUGUCUGCAAGGCAGUCGAGCAAUCAUCCAACACACAGUCCCCUGAGGCCUCGUGUCCAGGCAUAAUAUAGAUGGGGAAAAAAAUUACUGGUGUAAAUUUAAUACAGAGGCCUUUAAAGCUAAGCAGUGUACAUACCUAUAAUGGUACAUGUACUGUGAUCUUCAUUUGAGCUAUUUAAGAGACUUUCCCUCCAGGGUUUGAAUAAAUCAGCAGUUCCAAGAAGUCUCAUGAUAUUGAGAAGGUCGUCUGUGAAAUUCUGUAAUGCUGUGCGAAAACCAUAAAAUGAUAAAUGGCUAACUUCCUGUUUGCUUUUCUGUACAUUUACUGGACUGUUCCACUUUUCUGUCUCAGUUUUCCAUGUACAUGUACGAGUACAUCUGAGAUUGACUGUGUCCAUGUGCUCAUACAGUUCCAGUACAUGUCAUCAACAAAUGAAUGAGGUUUAUUUUCAAGAGAGCAAUCUUCAGUAAUUAACUUCUAAACUGGAUCUUUAGAGCUUAGUAACAAAUUUUCUGUUGGAGUGUAUGAUUUGGACAGUGUAUAGUGUAAUCCAGAAAUCAGCUGCAUGGGAUCGCUGCUUUAUUUUUCCUAGACAUACAGAUGAGCAGUCUUUGAGGCAGUGUGUAACUCAAGAUAAUUACAGAAGGCAGAAUUGCUCUGCUAUAUUUAGAAGGAAAAUAAUUCAUCACUGGCAUGGCUUCCUCACAAUAUAUUCAAAAUUUAGUAUGGAAUCAAUUACCUUUCAGGGUUCUUUGAUAAUGACGUUUGAACUAGCAAAGUGUAUGCACUAAUGGAUUGUAAUGUGUGACAUCGUUCAUUUAGUAUUAUUAUUUUUGUUGGUAAAAGUAAGUAGGCAUGACUUCUAACAUCUUGUAACACGUUUGUUUUGAUGUAUGAUCAGCAGAAUUGGUAAUAAGUGAAUAGUAACUCUGAUAUGGAGUCUCGAGGUGAAAUAAACAAAGUCUAGUUUUGUUUUACCAGAUGAAAGAUUUCACUUUCGGAUGGGUUUGAUAAUAUGUUGAGUCACAUGUGCUUCAGCCUUGCAUCUAAAAUUGCAGUUGCUAAUCUUUUUCAGCAUGAAGAAAACACCUCAAAAAGAAGUUAACUUUACGGUUGUUAUCUUAGAUGAAGGAAAAAAACAGACACUGAUAAAUGACUUGCUCACACAGCUCAGUUUGCAAUGAAUGUGUCCUGUGGUGUAUUAUUAAAGGCACCAAACAGAACCUUCAAGACUAUUGUACUCUAUUUAAAUCAUAUUUUAUUGUAAAAAAGUCUUGUUUAAAAAAAAACAAAAAAAAUUCUUUCCAAUGCGUAUGACAUUAUGUACAAAAAUGAGAAAAUCUAUUUUUUAUUAAUUUAGUGAUGACGUUUGUGAUUAGCAUUCAUGGAGUAUUGUGAUUAUUAAUGUGCAGUUUUUAGGUAGGCACUGUAGGAGGUCUUACUUUGGUGCAAAGGUGGUAACAUUUACUUGUAGAUUAUCAAUGUUGUAUUUCUAUAUAAUUACAUACAUGUGCAUGUGUGUUUUUGUCAUUGAAUACGAGUAGCCAUUGUGACACCAGCUGGAGUUGCCCUGUAGUGUCAAAAUGUAUAGAUUACAGAACAAUCUUGAUUUGAACUUCAUUAUUGUCAGGAAAUGGUAUAAAUAGCUUAAACUGGCCAUGCAUGAUGAUUUUAAAAACUACACUGUCAUUUUCAUAAUUGUAAAAGGAGGUAAACAAUGCUUGCAUAACAAGAACUUGUAAAAGAAUUUAAAGAUUGAUUUUCUGUGACACUGUGCGUGUUAAUAUUUCUAUUACUCUGCCUUGACUCCAAGAAGAUAUGGUGGUCCAAAAUAGUCCCUGUGUGCAGGCCUUGUAAAAGUUGAGGAAAGAAAAACAUGUAGAAUCACUUGUGAACAAUUUACUUCGUUCAUGAAAUGAAGUCAAGAUUCUUUAAAUAAUUUCUAGGAAUAAAAGUGCGUGACCUUUCAUAACACUGGCAAAGAUUUCUCAUCCUAAUCUUAUCAUGUUAUCUCAGUGCAAGUGUCAUUCAUAUCUUGUCAUGCAGACAGUUGUUGGUGACACGUCUAAUCAUGGUAGCUAGUAAUGAGCUGAUGUGAGCUUCUUGAUUGGAUGUGCAAACAUCUCAAUAUCAGAUGUUGGCCUUUUUGUUUAUACAUUUGACAAGCAAAGCCAUCAAUAAGAUUGCUUACUACAAUUACGAGUUUGUUCUAAAAUCAAGUCAUUUAUCCAUAGCAUGAUAUAAUAUAGUGCACAUACUGAUAUGAUUACAGGUGUUUUUUAUGUUGAUUAGUGUGACUGACCACAGGUACACUGCAUGUGUAACCAAUACUGUAAUGACUUUCAGUCUAUUAGGGUCAUAGUUGGUGUAUUUUACACAAUAUACUUGUAGUAAUAUGAAUGUACGGUAAUGAAAUAAUGCAUAUAUGUUCAUCUUGAAGCAUGUAGUGCUGUAUUGUGUGUUAAUGUCUUUGAAUACAUAGACUACUUCUACUGUAAUUGUCAGCAGACUUGAAUCCUUGAUGCUGAUUGGUUGAUUCCCGGCAAAAGUUCAGUGAUAUACAUAUGCAUGAUCUUGGCCCGUGCCCGUGGGAACACAUUUUUCUUAGGGGGUGCUGAGGUUGUAAAAUCAUAAAUAUCAAGGUUUUUUCAUUUGAUCUCUGACAUUGGAGAGUUUGAUUAUGUUUGUGGCUUAACGUGGUUAAGGUUAGGGGUGCUAUUUUGUACACCAGCACCCCGGUCCAAAAAAGUUAGCGGUGCUUCAGCACCCAUAGCACCCCCAAUCCUGCGGGCUUAUCUUAGCCUUUGUGGGCAGUCCUUUUCACGAUAUGUUGAAUGAACAAAUACUUUGCCUGUUGGACCUUCCAUUCAUGAAGUGCGGAGAGCAUGCACAUUGCACAAGUUUGGAAUCAUCUUGGAUGUUUUUGUAAAGUCUAGUUUGCUUUUAGAUAAACCUCUCCUUCCUCUUGAAAAUAUGGAAUAUAGGAAAAGGUUUUCCAUAUUCUAAGAACACUUCAAAUAUAUUAAGAGGUGUUCCAACCAGGCUGGAAGGUUUAUUUAAUGGGACACGUACACAUAGCGAAAGUGUAUUACAUUAUAAGUGCAGACUUCAGUAGUAUUUUAUUGUGUGCAGUAAAGAUGUAUGAUUGCUUCGAUAAGCGUAGAUUAUAUAGUUUACUAGUCUCAGGACACUUCUAAAUUACUUCAUGAAUAUUCGAAUUUUUCUUCGUGGGAUAUUCAGAGCUUUUCAUAUUUGUUAAUAUUUCUCUAAAUUUUAUGAUGAAAGCCUUCUAAAAUAUUAUGCAAUUUGUAAAAAAAGCUUGGAAAUCUGUGAUUGCUUUUGGUAAUGCUAAGUUUUGUUUUCUUUCUGUAACUGAAGAAAUCUAGUACUUGUAUUUAAUGUUUUAUUUUAGUAGUGAAUGGUCUAAAUGCAGUUAUGCUUCAGUGGUUAUUUUAUUAUUGUGUGCAGUUGACUUGAAUAAUGCUCAAAAUUUUCUCCAUGCAUCAAGAAAUUAGCUUGUAACCGUGGUAAUACAUAUAUGUAGAAGAUUGCAUUUAAAGACCCCUAGGCUCUUUAGAACUAACGUGCAAUUGUUUUAGUAACCAUUGAUAUUUUUUCACCUUAGGUUGUUCAAGACCGCUGCUACUUUGUUUAAAUAACACAGUUUUUGAUGGUCUCAUUUUAGAAACAAAUAAUCCAAGCCGUGUUGGAAGAAUGUUCAGAAUUUUAAUAAUUUUUGGGAAGUACUCUUGAAAAAAUGAAUGGAUUUUAAUGAAGAAGAUUUGGGGCAAGUUUGUUUCUUAAAACUGCUAGUUUCCAAAUAAAUAUAGCCUCAAGAAAGGGUCGGUUUUAGUUCAGAAAACAGCAUCUGGUCACCUCUGAGAUAACUCACCAAUCUCUCUCUUUUCUCAAAUCGGAUAUCUGAAAUGUGUGAUACAUGGUCUGCGCACAAUAUAUCCCUGCUUGCUUUUGUGUUUAAAAAUUAAAGUUAGCUGCAGUGCGGAAAUGA